Verticillium alfalfae VaMs.102 is the source of this 1977-nucleotide messenger RNA. RefSeq names its product UV-damage endonuclease. Gene Ontology annotation, molecular function: endonuclease activity. Lineage: Eukaryota; Fungi; Ascomycota; Sordariomycetes; Glomerellales; Plectosphaerellaceae. Gene Ontology annotation, biological process: mitochondrial DNA repair; response to UV; nucleotide-excision repair. The record is from RefSeq and is a predicted model, not a curated record. The coding region runs from base 1 to 1977 and encodes 658 amino acids. Gene Ontology annotation, cellular component: nucleus; mitochondrion. The transcript is spliced from 2 exons.
AUGGCGUCCAAACGUAGAAGAUCCAGCACUUCCAUUGCUCCGACAAAAAUUGGCACAGAGAACAGCAGUAGGAAAGCACAGCGCAAGACUUCACCAACCACACAAGAACCUCCGAGGAGAUCGGGUCGUCAUCGCACAGCUGACAGCAAGCCUGUCAAAGAAGAGGCCAUGGAGGCACCCACCAGCGCCGCCGCGCCGCCGCCCCCAUCUCUCGAGCAAGACACCCCUGCGAGACGAAGAGAUGCCGCUAGACAGGUCGCAACACCACGCAAGUGUGUCUCCGAUGUGAUGAAGGAACUCAGUGACAUGGAGGAGCGCCUGCAAAGCUCUGUCAAGCGUCAGCGCUUGGCCAUUCAGGAUUCGGGUCUUGUCGAUGAUGUUCCCCCACGCCGCCCUCUCAAACCUCAAGCGGCACGCAAAAGUCGCAAUGUGGUUCGAGAGAACCUAGCCAAUGGCGUUCGCAUGGCCAUCUCCGUCGAUGAAAUAGAGCACGCCCCGUCACUUGAUACUGACGCCAUUGCCGCCGCCAACGACAUUGAGGCCGACGCCAAUGAUAGGGAGCAAGAGGCCGAAGAGGAGCCGGCGGAGCGCGGCGCUGCACGACCACCGCCCGUGAAUAGCAACCAUCUCCCUCUCCCGUGGAAGGGCCGAAUUGGAUAUGCCUGUCUCAACACGUAUCUUCGAGAAGCAACUCCGCCUGUUUUCAGUUCCCGCACUUGCAGGAUCGCGUCUAUCAUCCAACACCGCCAUCCUUUGACAGACCCAUCUCAGCCCGAACAUUCCACUAAGAACAGGCCAGAUGAAUCCAAACCUCAGAACAUGAGGCUCGGCCAAGAGUAUGUUGAGCGCUUGGGGUUGGCGAACGCGCAUGACAUAGUCAAAAUGAUCCGGUGGAACGAUAAAUACGGCAUCAAAUUCAUGCGACUCAGCUCCGAGAUGUUCCCCUUCGCUAGUCACGCUGAGUACGGAUACAGUCUCGCGCCAUUUGCUUCUGAGGCACUAGCUGAGGCCGGAUCUGUUGCCGGAGAGCUCGGUCAUCGCUUGACGACUCAUCCAGGGCAGUUCACUCAAUUGGGCUCGCCGCGGCCUGAGGUUAUUAAGGCUGCUGUUCGCGACCUCAUAUAUCAUGAUGAGCUUCUCACGUUGUUGCACUUGCCAGAACAGCAAGACCGCGAUGCCGUCAUGAUCCUGCACAUGGGAGGUACCUACGGCGAUAAAGCUGCGACGUUGGAUCGAUUCCGGACGAAUUAUGCAACGCUCUCGCCUUCGGUGAAGAAUCGUCUCGUCUUGGAAAAUGACGAUGUGUCUUGGACAGUUCAUGAUCUUCUACCCAUAUGCGAGGAGCUCAACAUCCCACUUGUCCUCGACUUUCAUCACCACAACAUCCUUUUCGAUGCCACAGAAUUGCGCGAGGGCACAGAGGAUAUCAUCGCGCUCUUUCCACGCAUUCGAGCCACAUGGACACGAAAACAAAUUACCCAGAAGAUGCACUACAGUGAGCAAUGCCCUAGCGCUGUAACACCCAGAGAUAGGAGAAAGCAUUCCCCUAGGGUACGCACACUCCCGCCGUGCGCAAACGACAUGGAUCUCAUGAUCGAGGCCAAGGACAAGGAGCAGGCAGUCUUCGAGCUGAUGCGGGCCUUCAGGCUGCCAGGGUACGAUACCUUCAAUGACCUGAUACCGCACAUGCGAGACGAUGACCACAGACCCGUACCGAAACCUGUGAGUAAAGGGAAAAAGAAAACGCCGACGAAGAAGAAAAAGAUCAAAGGGGAAGACGACGACGUUGACAUGGACAAGGUGGAAGAUCUAGAGACAGACAUGCCAGAGACGGUGCGUACGCCAGUCUCUGCUAAAGACUUUGGUAUGGGCGGACCACAAAACCGGGUGUACUGGCCUGAGGGUAUGGAGGCUUGGCUGAAGCCGAAGAAGCGCGAGGUGAAGAAUGUCCCAAAAGUGACGCAAGUCGCCGCUUGA